AUGGUGCGAUCGUGCUACGUGUGCAAAAUAAACUCAAAAAAUCCAGAAUCUGUUGAUAUAUCAUUCCAUUCCCAGAUGCCACCGAAACACAAAAAGUGGAACCCAAAUGACAUGAUAAAGGCCAUCGAAGCUGUAAAGAAUAAGGAGAUGGGUUAUUUGAAAGCCGCAAAAGUUUUUGGAGUACCUAAAGGGACCGUAGAAAGAUAUGUUAGAUCCGUUCUUUUAGUAUUAGAUGGUCAUUAUUCUCACACAAGGAACAUUGACCUGAUAGAUUUAGCAAAACAAAAUCAUGUGGCAAUAAUAUGUCUUCCACCACACUCAACAAACAAGAUGCAACCAUUAGAUGUCUCGUUUAUGUCACCAUUAAAGACUUUCUAUGCACAGGAAAUAGAGAAUUGGCUUCGAGAGAAUCAGCUAAGUACUGUUUCCCCAUAUGCAAUUUCUAGCAUUUUUUGCAAAGCUUACAAUCGAGCUGCUACAAUGGAAACCUCUUGUAAUGGAUUUCGGAAAACAGGACUGGUGCCUAUCAACAGAAAUAUUUUUAGAGAUUCCGAUUUUAGCGUUCAUCGGGUGGAAGAUCGGAUUGACACCGUAGAUCCCUGUGAAGUAGACCAUCAAGGUGAUGAUACAGCACAGCAAAUACAUGAGAAUGCGGCUACUUCUGCUGAUUUCACAGGUGAUAAUCUAGUGAAUCAAGAUGCAAGUACUUCUAUCGCAAACGAAAUUGCAAGCAUCACUAAUUUCGUAGACACUGUAGAAUUUAGAGUGCAACAACGAACACCUAGCCCGAAUUUAGAACAACAAAUACAAUUUAAAUUAGUCUCUCCAACCGAUAUUUGUCCUUUGCCCUCAUAUAAAAAACAAAAUACAGUGAGCAGAAGAUCAGGAAAGGCAGUAGUCAUUACUCACACGCCAUAUAAGAAAGAGUUGCAGGCAAGCUUAGAGAAAAGACAGAUGAAAGCAAUUCCCAAAAAAAAAUUGGAUGCUAAUUUAAACCAAAAUAGCAUAUCCACACAAAAUCAACCCUCCACAUCUGGAGCUAAUAGGUCAAUCAACCAGAACCAGCCUUCUACAUCUAGUGCUAAAAGGUCCAAAAGGAUUCGGAUACCUUCCCACUCCAGUUCAAGUUCAGAAUCUAGCGGAAGCCUUAAGUUGGAUGAUUUAUCCUCAGACGAAAGCGGUGGAAGCGAUGCUGAAUGCUUAUUUUGUACGGGUCGAUUUUCUGAAGAUAAGAAGGGCGAAAAAUGGGCCAAAUGCAGCCAUUGUAGUAGAUGGGCACAUGAAGAUUGUGGAGAGAUUGCCAAUAAAAUUUUCAUUUGCACUUUCUGUGAAGGGAAGGGGUUUUUCGAAUAGUAUCUUAAAUAAGGGUACCUAUCUCAAAUUUGGAUAACUAUCUAUCUCAAAUUAGGGAACCAGCUGUAAAUCUACAAAAAUGUUUACUUUUAUUUAAAUACACUUUUCGCCUGUAAAAGAAAACAUUUAUAGUUAUUUUUUUUAGUUUAGAGUAUGCUAGGAGCAUAAAAUCGCAAGUUUAUUUAAAUAUAUAACCUUGUUUAAAACAAAAAGUAUUUUAUUUUCCCUUCACAAAAAAGUAUCUCAAAUUUGGUUCCUCUCCUCUAAGCAUUUUCGUGACGAGGCUCUUAAAUAUGAUCUUGCUGGAAGAACGUUUUUGAAUGAUGGUGUUG
Acanthoscelides obtectus is the source of this 1685-nucleotide messenger RNA. The record is from the annotation of a GenBank genome assembly. Lineage: Eukaryota; Metazoa; Arthropoda; Insecta; Coleoptera; Chrysomelidae.